Messenger RNA from Cooperia oncophora, 1545 nucleotides. The record is from the annotation of a GenBank genome assembly. NCBI's taxonomy places the organism in Eukaryota, Metazoa, Nematoda, Chromadorea, Rhabditida, Trichostrongylidae.
AUGCGAAUUGCAAGCAGGCUGGACUGUUGUGUCGUACUCACACUGGUGGUAUGGUGCUUAAGAUCAGCGAAUGUUUCGGGAACGAACGUCUACGCAGUGCUUCGUGCACCUCGUGCCACUGGGGUAGAGGCGAUGGUGUUCGCUGUGGAUCUCCAUCAAAGAGAAGCGAUGGCAAUGAUGAUGGCGUACGCGGCGUUUGCAAGGCAACAAAUUUAUUGGGCACGCGAUUUAUUUUUUGUAUUUGUCGAUGGUGGUGCGCCAGGUAUGGAUGCCUGGUUAUCAGCGUAUCACUUGGUGCGGCAUAGCGCCCUUCAUGCUGAACCUCUUCCCGAAAUGGGCGGUGUCAUCAUUGGAGGUGUUGCCAUGAAGGUAUGGAACUUAAUUAAUCAUUUCAAGCUCCUUGUGAGCGUCAGAAUUAGUGAACAUGCACUGAUGCCAGGUCUUGUGGUGGAACGAUUCGAUAAAGAUGGACUAGCAGCCGAAUACCUGCAAGGGCUCCGAGAACACAAACAUGAUAAACAGAACUACAUAUGCGAAAUGAUGAAGCAGGCUGGACUGUUGUGUCAUACUCAACACUGGUGGUCUGGGGUUAAGAUAACGAAUGUUUCGGGAACGAACGUCUACGCAGUGCUUCGUGCACCUCGUGCCACUGGGGUAGAGGCGAUGGUGUUCGCUGUGGAUCUCCAUCAAAGAGAAGCGAUGGCAAUGAUUGAUGGCGUACGCGGCAACAAAUUUAUUGGGCACGCGAUUUAUUUUUUGUAUUUGUCGAUGGUGGUGCGCCAGGUAUGGAUGCCUGGUUAUCAGCGUAUCACUUGGUGCGGCAUAGCGCCCUUCAUGCUGAACCUCUUCCCGAAAUGGGCGGUGUCAUCAUUGGAGAGCCAAACCGGUAAAGCGCCUCCAUUCGUUCGCUUGGAAGUGAAUCAUCUCAACGGACAGUUACCAAACUUGGAUUUAUUCAACUCUGUGGUUCGUAUUGCCGGUUCUGGAAAAUUUGGCAUCCACUCGAUCAUCUAUGAUGUGCGUGAUCAGGAACUGGGUGGCACCGACUGGCAUAUGUUGGUACCGUUACGUGCGAUGUACACUCAAGCUUUUGUUGCGGUUGAAGGUCUUCAUAGUGUGAUGGGCAAGUACGGAGUGCAGGCGAUUACUGUAGCAGUGCCAGCUCUGAACUCCUAUUCAUUGCGGAAGUCGACUCGUCUGCUAGAAGCCAUUGCUCGUGCUUUAAAUAAUGUAUUGGAGCGUUUUCAUCAGAGCUAUUUCCUGUAUAUUUUGGCCUCACCGGAUAAUUUUGUCUCGAUAGCCUAUUUCAUGCCUAUCAUAGGAGGAGUUCUACUACCACUUUUAAUUUUUGCAUACCGUGAUUGGACAAAAUCACUGCAAAUUGUCGUGCCUCGUUCGCUUUUCGUGAUGCAUGGCAUUGGCCUCCUCACGUGGUGCCUCUGCUCCACAUACUUUACCGAUUUCACAAGUAAUCCUCGUGCAGAUGUCUUGUAUUUGGGAAUUAGUAUGCUAGAUCCCCUUCGGGCUCAUCUACACUCCGAGUAA